Messenger RNA from Brenthis ino (lesser marbled fritillary), 324 nucleotides. NCBI's taxonomy places the organism in Eukaryota, Metazoa, Arthropoda, Insecta, Lepidoptera, Nymphalidae. The record is from the annotation of a GenBank genome assembly.
AUGGCUUUGAGAACUACUGCUGUUCUUCGUAGCAGCCUCAGCAAAUGGGCAUAUAACCUAUCUGGAUUUAACAAAUACGGUCUUCAACGCGAUGACUGCUUAUAUGAGGAUGAAGAUGUAAAGGAAGCAUUACGCAGACUUCCUGCUCAUGUAAUAGAUGAGCGCAAUUUCAGAAUGGUUCGUGCUAUGCAACUCUCUAUUCAGAAGAUAAUUCUACCUAAAGAAGAAUGGACCAAAUAUGAGGAGGAUAAACUUUAUCUUACACCAAUUGUUGAACAAGUGAAGAAGGAAAGGCAGGAACGUGAACAGUGGGAAAAAGAAUAC